CUAAAAUUACAAAAAGAUUUCUUCAAAUAAUCACCAGAUUAUCUCUCUAUUUCAUCAAAGUUUUUGGCAGCAGGAUGCAUUGCAAGGUAUUUUAUAUUUUCAAGAUAUGUUUAUUAAUGCAUGUCAUGUUUGUGGAUCUAUGUCUAUACAUCCAUUAUUAUACAGAUUAUUAUUAGUAGUAUUUUUUAAUGUACCACAUAACUCGUUGGAAGAAAGACAACGAUAAUUGCUGUAUUUGAGUUCUACUUUCAUAAUGCAUGCUGUUUAGUAAUAGCUCACCAGUAUUUGAACUUUAAAAGCAUAAAUACAAGACUAAAGUGUGUAGACUUUCAUGCUAUCUAAAAAAAUCAAGAGAUUUUGUUAAGGAACUAGAAUACAGGAUCUCCUAACCAUGAGUACAGAUGUUGUAGGAUACAGUUAGUAUUUGGUUACAUAAGAUUUGGGAUACUAUAUUUAGAUGUGUGUCUGUCUGUCCAACUUCUCUCCCUAUCUGUCUGUCUGACUGCCCAUGUAUCUAGACCAAUAUAUUCAUAAUGCUAUUACAACCAUUAUGCUGGCAAAGCAUCAAGGGAGAUGUAGUCCACAGCAUCUGGAGUGCUGAAGGUUGCCUACCCCUGAUCACAAUAGUAAUACAUUCCUAUCUAAUCUCUUGCAAUGUAAAGUCUGGAAUGUCCCUGUUUUGGCAUCCUUUGUUCCCUUUUGAUCUACUAUAAUGUUCAUUGUUUUGUCAUCAGCCUUCCUGUGAAAAAAAUAAUUUUCUUUUGGUGCUGCAUAGUAUCCUUUGUGGUCUCAUAUGCCACCAUGAAGUCCAAGUUAUCUAGGUAAACAUGUUUUGAAUCAAUUAAUAUAAAAAUUAACAGACUGAAUACACAAGAUGUCCAUAUGUGUCACCCUUAUGGUUUUACCAUAUUUUGCCAAGACCCUCGAAGGUGACAUCCCAGCCAGAUGUGUGGCAGGAGGGGUGCAGCAGAGAUGAGGUAUACCCACCCCAUUGUCAGUGCCAUCUUGUUUCUUCAGCACCUGCCACUUGAUCUGCAAGGAGCCAUGUCAAUGAAAUUCCAAUGCAGUCAUAUCAGUAUUUCAUAAAGAUUAUUUAUAAAAUGCCCAGAAAUUAGAUUUUGAUGAGAGGGCUGCUUUAAGAAUAAAUAAUGCAUAGCUUUGAAAAAGGUUAGGUUUUUGGUAUAUUUUUGCUACUUUAGUUUGGAAUAAAGUUUAUUUUUAUUUACAUAAGACAAUUAUCUGGAUUUCAUAGUUCAGGUUAAUUUCAAAUCAUCUAUGUGUCAUAAACUGUCCUUAUUUAUAUAUUCAUGUUGAAGUCAACUCAUGGAAAAAUAUAAAUAUAAUGCAUGUCUAUUUUUGUUUUUAUAGGAUACAAACAAUAGUGUGUAUAAUUACUCCAGGCAAACUGCAUAAAGCAAAUGUCAAAACAGGGUAAUUAUUGCAACCAGUGAUAAUUGCAAUGUCAAAUCAUGGGAGAAGCACUGUUGUGUGACAUGGUCAUGAGACAUACCUGUCAAAUAAUGCUAAAAAUAAUAAUAAUAUUAACAGUGGCAUCAAACACUACUAUAGCUUGGUUGAUACAUACAUUUUUGUCAACUUGAACAAACAUCCUGUCUUUCGAUUUCAUGCCUUACAUGCCUUACAUGUUGAAGAACGAUGAAUGGUCAGCACCCAUAGAAUGUGAGCUGCAACCACCAAACCAAUAGGGAACAGGGGAACAAAAGUAUUGAGACACCUGACCAUUACAUCAACAGGGACUUUUAUAACAUUGCAUUCUAAAUACAUAGAUCUUAAUAUAUAAUUGGUCCUACCUUGGCUGCUAUGAAUGCUUCCACUCUUCUUGGAAGGCUUUCCACAAGAUUUUUGAGUGUUUCUGUGGGAAUUUUCUUCCCAUUCAUCCAGUAGAGCAUUUGUGAGGUCUGGAAGGUCUGACUCACAAUCUCCUUUCCAAUUCAUCCCAAGGCUAUGCGAUAGGGUUGAGGUCAGGGCUCUGGGUGUUGUACCACACCAAGCUCAUCCAACCAUGUCUUUAUGGAUCUUGCUUUGUGCACUAGGGCACAGUCAUGCUAUGCAAUAUAAAACUGUUCCACAAAGUUGGAAGCAUAGUAAUAAGAUUCCCCUUCACUGGAAGUAAGGGACCUAACCCAAGCCCUGAAAAACAGCACCAUAAGAUUAUGCCUCCUCCACUAAAUGUUACAAUUGGCACAAUGCAGUCAGGCAGGUAAUGUUCAUCAGACUGACAAACACAGAAGCCUGAUUUGUCACUCCACAGAACAUGUUUCCACUGCUCCAGAGUACAUUGCUUUGCACAAUUGAUCAGACGCUUGGGAAUAUACUUGGUGAUGUGAGGCUUACAAGGAGCUCCGCCAUGGAAACUCAUUCCACGUAGCUCCCUCUGCACAGUUUUUGUGCUGAUAUUAAUGCCAGUGGAAUAUUGGAUCUCUUCAGCUAUGGAAUUAGCAGCGCCUUGGCAACUUUUACGCACCAUGUUUUUAAGCACUCGGUGACCCCUGCUCUAUGACUUUACAUGGUCCUUUUUUUCACAAAUGUUUGUAAAUGCAGACUGCAUGGAUAGGUGCUUUAUUUGAUACACCUGUGGCAAUGGGUCUGAUUGAAACACCUAAAUUCAAUAAUUAAGAGGUGUGUCCCAAUACUUUUGUCCAUAUAGUGUACAUACAAAGUUUGGUGCAUGAGAUCCAUUGAUACGACAAGCGUGGGGUAUGAUUAAAUGACAAAUGUGACUAGAUAGUUGAAUGAUAAGUGGAACAGGGUGGGAGAGUAUGUGUGUAUGAAGAGGGUACAGGGGGUGAUAGGGUAGGAGAUUGUAUCUGAAGAGGGUACAGAGGGGAUAGGGGCAGCAGUGUGUGCAGGGGGCUAGGGCAGCUGUAAUCUGUGCAGAAAUUGGUAAGGGGCUAUAGUGGUUGCAGAGAGGACUAGAGGCUGUGGUGGUCACAGUGGAAAUAGAGGCUGUUGUAGGAGCAGGGGAGAUAGGAUUUCUAUUGUUUGCAGUGGGGGAUUGGGGCGGUAUUGGGUACAGGAUAGGUGCAGAGAGAUAGGGGCAGUAGUAGGUGAAGGUGACGGAUAGGAGCUAUAGUAGUUGCCUCUCAUUGGCUUUACUGAGUGCAGGAGGGUUAGGGGCUAUAGUGGGUACAAGGGGUAAUAGAGGUUGUAGUGGGUAUAGUGGGGUUAGUGUUGUAGUGCGUGGAUCCUGUAAAUGAAAACAUAUUUUACUGGGUUAGACUAACUGAGUUCACUUAUAUUUAAUAACCUUUUUACUUAUCAUCAUAUGUAUUGUAAAUUGGCAUUGUCAGCCCGUUUACUAUAGCAAUCCUUUAUAUGUUAUUAUUGAAUUCUAUUGUAACUAUACAUAUUUAUACGUUCUCUAUUAUUAUGGUGUGUAAUAAAAUUGUCUUUCUAAUUAUCUAAUCUAUAAACGCACCAAAGCUUUGAUAAAUUAUUUAAUGACACAAAUGGCUGUUAAUAAUCUACUUUUGCAUUGUUUGCAGAUAUUUUUCCUGACUAUGUCAAGAAUAUUGUUCCUCUUCUCCAUCUUCCUGUUUUCAAAAUGUCUGACAGCUAUGUGGUUUCCUAAAAGCCUACCUUGUGAUGUGAUAAAUGAUGAAGAAAGUGCCACUGUAAUUGUGGACUGCAGUGAUCGCCGGUUGAUCAAAAUCCCACCGGGAAUUCCCUCCAAUGUCACUAAUUUGACCUUGACUAUUAAUCAUAUCCCAGAAAUUUUACCAGAAUCAUUUGCUCACCUGAAGGACUUAAUUGAACUUGAUUUUCGCUGCAACUGUGUACCUAUAAUGCUGGGACCAAAAGACAGAGUUUGUACUAAUAGAUUAUUUAUUAAGGAUGGAAGCUUUUCAUCAAUGAACAAUUUAAGAUCUCUUUAUUUGGAUGGAAACCAACUUCUAAAAAUCCCAAAAGGUCUUCCAGUAAACUUAGUACUAUUGAGUCUUGAAGCCAAUACUAUAUUUUCUCUCUACAAAGAGAACUUUACUGGAAUAUCUAAUAUUGAAAUGUUAUACCUUGGACAGAAUUGUUAUUACAGAAACCCUUGCAAUGUCUCUUUCCAUGUUGAAAAGGAUGCCUUUGAAGACUUACUUAAUUUAACCAUUUUAUCUAUUAAAUCAAACAACUUGUCUUAUGUUCCUGAAGGUCUCUCAAGUACGUUAAGGGAACUGUAUCUUUAUAACAACAGAAUUGAAUACAUUCACGAAUAUGAUUUAAAAAAUAUGUACAAUUUAGAGAUUCUAGAUUUAAGUGGAAAUUGCCCUAGAUGUUAUAAUUCACCAUUUCCAUGCAUUCCAUGUGAAAAUGGAGCUCCAAUCAACAUACACCCAAAUGCUUUUGCCACUCUAAAAAACCUGAGGAUUUUACGCCUUCACAGCAACUCACUGCGCAAUGUCUCAAGUGCAUGGUUUAAAAAUACCCGGAACCUCCAAAUUCUUGACUUGUCCCAAAAUUUUCUGGCGUCUGAAAUUAGAUGUGCUGGCUUCUUGACUCUACUCCCAAAAUUAAAAGAACUUGAUUUCUCUUUCAACUUUGAACUUCAAGUAUAUUCUAAAGAUUUACAACUUUCGAAAACAUUUUCCAGUUUGUUGUCCUUGGAGACAUUAAGAAUUCGUGGUUAUGUAUUUCAGGAAUUAAAUAAAAAAAAUCUAUCACCUUUGUUUAAAUUAAAAAAUCUUACAGUUUUGGAUCUAGGAACAAAUUUUAUUAAAAUAGUUGAUUUUACUUCAUUUCAAAAAAUCCCCUCUCUGCAGACAGUAGUUCUCUCCAAUAAUAAAAUAUCUCCCUCUGGUGGAUCUUCUUUAGCUGCUUGUUCAGCCUUCAGUACAUAUCCUGAGCAAUAUAAUGUCAGAGGUUUCCAUGACAUUCACUAUUUUCUUUAUGAUGAAAAUGCCCGACACUGCAAAUCCAAAAUUAAAGAGGACUCGAGAUUUCAGCUGUUUGUAAACGAGGAUUGCAAAGCUUAUGGAAUGGCAUUAGACCUAAGUCAAAAUAACUUUUUUUUUAUAAGACCUACAGAUUUUAAUGACCUUGGAUAUCUAAAAUGCCUUAAUUUGUCAGGAAAUGCCAUUAGUCAGACUCUAAAUGGCACAGAAUUUAGUACUCUAAGAAAAUUAAAAUAUUUGGAUUUUUCAAACAAUCGUGUUGAUCUUCUCUAUCAAAAUGCUUUCCAGGAACUAACUGAACUAGAGGUAUUGGACCUUAGUUACAACAAGCAUUACUUUUUAGCAGAAGGCAUAACUCACAUGCUAAAUUUUACAGCCAAUCUUAAAAGUUUAAAAAAAUUAAUAAUGAACUGGAAUGAAAUAUCGACUUCAACAAAUAACGAAAUGAUUAGUCAAUCACUUCAUACUCUGGAGUUCAAGGGAAAUAACUUAAAUGUUUUAUGGAGAGAAGGGGAUAAAAGGUACUUAAAUUUCUUCAAAAAGUUGUCUGAACUUUCUGUCCUAGACAUUUCUUACAAUUCUUUACCAUUUAUACCCAAUGGUGUUUUCGAAGGUAUGCCUCCCAAACUUACCGAAUUAAAUCUGGCAAAAAACAAUUUAAAAACGUUUGAAUGGAAAAAUCUGCACUUUUUACAAAAACUUGAAGUGUUGGACCUAAGUUACAAUUAUUUGACUACAGUGCCCCAAGAGUUAUCAAACUGCACAUGUUCAAUCAUCAGACUUAUUUUAAGUAAUAAUAAAAUCAAAACGCUAACUCCUCAUUUUCUUAGAAAUGCUUUUACCUUGAAACUUCUGGAUUUAAGUGACAACAAGAUUCAGUAUAUAGGACAGACCAGUUUUCCUGAGAAUGUUCUGGAUAAUUUAAACUUGUUAAAACUGCAAGGAAAUCCGUUUAAAUGCACCUGUGAUGCUGUAUGGUUUGUGUCUUGGAUAAAUCGCACAAAAGUGAGCAUUCCCAAUUUAGUAACUGAUGUCAUUUGCGCAGGACCUGGGGCACACAGAGGGAAGAGCCUGGUCCUUUUAGAUUUGUUUACCUGCCAACAGAAUAACUAUAAUAUUAUCCUAUAUUCUUUUUUUACAUCAUUUAUUAUUUGCCUAACGAUGAUCUGCAUUUCAAGCCACCUCUUCUUCUGGGAUUUUUGGUACAUAUAUCAAGUAUUUAAAGCUAAGGUCAAUGACUAUAAGAGACUUCCUAAAUUUUGCUAUGAUGCAUUUAUUGUCUAUGAUACUACCGAUUCUGCUGUAUCAGACUGGGUUUAUAAUGAAUUUGUGAAUGUUAUUGAAGAACAAGGUGAUAAAAAGUAUAAUUUAUGUUUAGAAGGUCGAGACUGGCUGCCAGGUCUUCCUUUUGUAUAUAACCUUCAAGAAAGUGUACAGCAUAGCAGAAAAACAGUGUUUGUUCUUACCAAGAAAUAUGUUAAAAGUGGGCAUUUCAAGACAACAUUCUACAUAGCUCACCAGCGUCUUAUUGAUGAGCGAACUGAUGUUAUAAUUUUAAUAUUUCUCGAAGAAAUAUUAGAAAGGUCCCGAUAUCUCAACCUGCGGAAAAGUUUGUGUAGAAACUCAGUUUUAUAUUGGCCAUCCAACCCAAAGUCUCAAAAAUACUUUUGGCACUGCUUGAAAACAGCUUUAGCAUCAGAUAAUCAAAUGGCAUAUGAUAAACUUUUUAAAGAAAAAAAGUGGGAGCCAUAAUAAAUAUGUUUGUCAUAACCAGUGAGUAAUGCUGUGCAAUGUAUAUAAUCUAAGAAUAUAUUUAGGGGUUAAUAACCUCAUGGGUUGUGCAAUAAAUAUGUUUUCAUUCUUCACAUAUGAAUGGUGAGUGAGACCAAGCAAAUUAAUGGGGACCCUCUCUAAUCUCUGCGCCGUAGGCAGAUGCCUAAGGUCACCAUAUGGCUAUUCCUGCUCACCUACCAAGAAACCUCCAUCUUUGAACAACAUGCAUAUUGGGGUUUAAAUUCCAAAGUACAAUUUUAGUUUUAGUUUAUUAGUGUUCCCCCACACCACCACAAUUUGUUAUUUUUUGAAUAACCCCACUUGUGCAGGUUGCUCUGUAUUCUUGCUUGCUUACACAUAUAUUUGAUUAUAUUCAUGACAAUGUGCUAAACCUUUAUGUACCGUCUGAUUUAUGCUUUCCUAGGAUCCUACAUAUAAUGUGCCCACCUGCCAUACCUAAUUGUUCUCUUAGCAAAUACCUGUGUAAUGCCACAAAUAUUACAUCUUAGAUAAAAUUGAUACUUACCUGAACUCCUAUCUUCUAUAUUGUCUAUCUUCUAUAUUGUCAGAACAUUAGCAGCAGACAGAAUGUGAGUACACUCUUGGCAGCUGUCUGUGUGUGGCAAUAGCAUGCUGCCUAGGCUAUAUACACACAUUUUCCUCUAACUAACUACAAACUAACAUCCAAUGCGAUAGUUCACCAGCCACAUAGCAUAUGGCGUUUCAAGGUGACACAUUGAGUUGGCCACUCCAGUAGCACUUGGCUAGGGGUCAGGGCUGUAUUAAGAGGCUAUUCGACAUGGUGCUGGAGAGUAUGAUGGACCCAAUUAUCGAUAUAAAACACUAAACAGUAAUACCUCCCAAGUGUCUUGUGUCUGGUGGGGGUGGUGCUGGAGGGAAACUCACAGGAUGCUUUUAUAAGAAAACACGUGAUAAUUUCUCAUCUUCAUGUCUCCAUGUCUUAUAAGCCUCACAGCUUUCUGCUCCUCUCUCUCCCUAAUCAUACAUUUGAAAUUCUCUCUCUUUACCAAUCAGUUGUCCACUCCUUUCCAUCGAUCGCCAUUAUUAGCAUUUCAGUGAAAGAGGUGGGUAUCCUGAGUGUAGCAAAAAGGGAAGAUGCUUGACUGUUAAAGAGACAGAAACUGUGCAAAGAUGGCUUUUUAUUAACAAUUUUAUAAUCAGCCAGUACACAAGUUAUGUUCUCUUGAACCCCUCCUAAGUUCCUAUACCCUUUUCCAUCUGUCAGCAUCAUAGAGCAAAAGUAUUAUUUAUGUAUCUAUUUAUUUGAAUCAAUGGGCUUGUUGGGUGGGCAUGUGCCUGGAGCUUUAGCUCUAUUAGCCCCUUUGUUAAUCGGUCCCUGCAGGUGAUAUGGUAUUAACUAUUACAUUUAGAAUAGUUAGUUACAGGUUAGGCUAUGGCAGUAUGCUAUUUACCACAAACCAGCAAUAUAGAGAGAGUAUACUCACUUCCAUUACGCUGCUAGUAAACUAAUGCUGAAAAUAUUAUAAAACAUAAAUAAAGAAAAAUUUAAGUAAAGUAAAAAACCCAAAAGACCCAUCAAGAUAUUCUGCUAGGAAGAGGGAAGUGCUUAUGCCAUUGUACAGAACACUGGUGAGACCUCACUUGGAGUAUUGUACGCAGUACUGGAGACCAGACCCGGACUGGCCAUCGGUCACACCGGGCAAACGCCCAGUGGGCCACGGUGGCCAUGGGCCGAGGCCAGCAGGGAGAUCACAGGAUCUUUCCUGCCGGUCUUUGCAGGGCCGGUACUAUCCGAGCGCCGGCCCUGCCGUAGUCCACGGCGGGCCGGUGGGGAGAUCAAAGAUCUCCCGCACCGGCCCACAUAUAGUAUACUGCUGCCGGCGGGGAGAGAGGGAGGGAGACAGCCAGGAGAGGAACCUGGCGGAGCUCCACCAGGUUCCUCUCGCAAGAUUCGGAGUCUCGCGAGGAACAUCAGGGAUGGAUGCCAGCAGCAGCAGGAUCCCCCCUGCCAGGCUAAAGGUAAGCAGGGAGGGGGGAUAUAAUCACUCAGGUCACAGCAGCCUCACUUACUCACAGACACCCUGAACCCCUAACACUCACAGCACCCUCACUCACACAAACACUGCACCCCUGACACUCACAGCACCCUCACUCACACACACAGCACCCCUGAGACUCACAGCACCCUCACUGACACAAACACUGCACCCCUGACACUCACAGCACACACAAACACACACACUGCACCCCUGACACUCACAUCACCCUCACUCACACACUCACACACACUGCACCCCUAACACUCACAGCACCCUCACUCACAGAAACACACUGCACCCCUGACACUCACAGCACCUUCCCACACACACUGCACCCCUGACACUCACAGCUUCCUCACACGCACACACUGUACCCUCACACACAGCUUUCUCACAUGCAUAUAGCACCCUCACGUAAACACAGCACCCACACACACACACACAAACACACACUGCACAAUAUGCUUUCCUAGCAUUUUUGUCUCCUGGUAUCCCAACUAUGGAGACACCAGAGACAAAUUUCAAGCAAACACAGUGCAAGCAUGUUAUUAAAUUUGCUUGUGCUGUGCAGAACAAAUACAGGGUCUUUUUCUCAUGCCAGAGCUCUUUAGCAGAGCUCUGCGCAUGGUCUACCCUGGAAGUGCAUUGAACUAACAUACUCACUUUGUGAUGGGGCGUGCUUGUCAUUGGUGAUGUCAAAACAUACCCUACCUGGCCCUGCGCCCUUUUGAGUGGGCCGCUGUAAUUAAAAAAUGCCUGGGCCGAAUUUUCUUCCCAGUCCGGCCCUGCUGGAGACCGUAUCCUCAGAAGGAUAUUGAUACUUUAGAGAGAGUUCAGAGAAGGGCCACUAAACUGGUUCAUGGAUUGCAGGAUAAAACUUACUAGGAAAGGUUAAAGGAGCUUAACAUGUAUAGCUUGGAGGAAAGACGAGACAGGGGGGAUAUGAUAGAAACAUUUAAAUACAUAAAGGAAAUCAACACAGUUAAGGAGGAUACUACAUUUAAAAGAAGAAAAACUACCACAACAAGAGGACAUAGAGGGGCAAAGGUUUACAUGUGGCAAUGCACAAGAGUAAUAAAAAGAAAAUCAAAUUACUGAUUAGGGACAGAAGAUCCCUUCAUAUGUCUUAAGAAUUCCUAAAUGUAAUGCGGCACCAUAGAGAUACUAAAUAUAGAUUCUGUAAGGAAUGCACCUAAGCUGUCUCAAUAAAGUUUCAAUCCUGUCUAGAGUUGUUACUAUGAAUUAAGAAAUCAAGUUCUAAAUAACAAGGGAGAGGGUAAAUAAGAGUAGGUAGAUUCAAACUCUAUAGGAGGGAGCCAUACCUAGUCAUAUAUAGGGCAUCUGUACCAAACAGUGAAUCAUGCAAUAUAAAAAUAAAAUUGUUAAGCUGUAAGAAAAAAAAUAUGCGAAAUCAAGUUUUAAGCACAUAUACUAGGCGGUAUUUCAUGCCCUACAGAAAGUAAUAACUGGCAAUGGUAACUCUGGACCAGUAAAAUGUACAUUAAAUUCCACCUCCUACUAUAUACAUCAUAAAUCCAAAAGUUACUAUAAAAUAAAUAGGGACAGAAACAGGUGAAGUAUAGAAAAAGGAAAUAAUCCCUCUCUCCCUGAAAAAUUAGCCUGAUAAAGGUGCAUCUCUGUGUGCACCAAAAUGUGCAUUGGGCACUUUCAUUAUUUGUAUGUUCACUUACCGGUACAUUAUGCACUUGGUUCAAUUUUGUGAUAAAUCAUCAGCCUUUCCUGUCUCUGCCUUUCCUGUCUAACUUGAAAAAUAAAUAAAACAUUCAUUUCUCACACUUUUCUAUAUUAUAUUCAUAUAAAUUAUAUAUAUAUAAUAUAUAUAUAUAUAUAUAUAUUCAUAUAUAUAUAUAUAUAUAUAUAUAUACACAAUAUGUAUAAAGAAAGGAUGCACUCUCCGGUCUUUCAAACAGUAGAAAAGUAUUUAAUCCAUCAAAAGGUAUACAAUAAUAUGACCGACGUUUCGACCCAUUCGGUUCUUCCUCAAGAUCAACAUGUAACCAUAAAAGCAAACUAUAUAUAGAAAAAGUGUAGUGUACACACCAAUUGUGAUAAUCACCCUCCUCACCUCAAUCAAAACCCGGUAGUGUCUGCCGAUCGUCAUGUGAUUUGCGUGAUGAUGUGACCACGUUGAACGUGCGUGAUGACGUGAGCGUGGUUGCUAGGAAACCAGUGUAUACAGCAAAAGACCGGUCUAGAAUAGUUCCGUGUAGAGUGAAUGAUAAACUCUAUGUGACUAUCUAUUAGGGUAUAUACAAACAUGCUACAUACAACGUGAAAAUCACUGUGGAACAAGUAUUGUGUGAGGCAUCCUAUGAGUUGUGUAUAGUGAAGAAAGAAUCAGUGCCAACUGUAUAUACAAAAAUAUAAGUGAAAAAUUGUGACAUGCCCCAGAGUGACAAACAUGCCUAUAUAUCUAUACAAAAAUUAAAAACAAUGUUAUUAUACCAUAGGAAGAAAAUGUACCACAAUUACUAUUGUCUAGAAGGCUAGUAAACCAACAAUAUGUUAUUUUACAUAACUUUUUAAAUAUCUUAAUAGAUAAUUUAGGCUUGAGUGGGAGCAUAGGAACCUAAUGCUAUAGACAGAUAUAUUUAUGUCAAAUAGAAACUGACAGAAACAAAAACAUAUUUUCUCAAUUCUUCCAAAUUACAUUUGUUACAUAGAACUUAUGUCACUAAUAGGGAAUCAUGGAAGCAGCAUUGAGUUUACAUUAGCCACCUAGCAAAAUCAUGUGCAUACUAUUACAGUGAUGAAGUGUUAUCAGAAAAACUUAUAGCCAUACAUAUAUAUUGGCUCGAAAAAAGAAAUGAAAUUAAAAUAGAAAAAAAAAAUUAAUUAACAAAUGGAGAUAGCACUAUAUACAUGUAGAAAGAUCUGGCCUGAACAGGGAUCUCGUAUUCAGAGGAAGAUAGAAUAAACAAUAUUUUCAUUCAGUCCUCUAGGUGUCACGGUGUCUAAACGAUGUAUCCAACGAGCCUCCCUUUGCAGCAGCAUUUUGGAUCUGUCUCCCCUUCUAGGUGGGGGGGGAUGUGGUCGAUAGCUGUAAAACGUAAAGUCGGUAGUCGAUGUCCCAGGUCUAAAAAGUGUUUUGCAACUGGUUUGUCACUAGCGUUGUCACAAAAUGCAGUAGUGAUGGUAGAUCAGUGACCACGUAUCCUAUCUCUAAGGGUCAAGUUAGUUUUGCCCACAUAAGGUAAUCAUGUCGAUCACAUGGUCAGUUGUACAUGUAAUGUAUUGUGAGAUGUUGAUUCUUUUGCCACUGUGGGGGUGGGCAAAAGUAGUUCCACUGACCAUGUGGCUACAAGUUACACACCCACUACAUUUGAAACACCCCUUGUGGCAAUUUUAGUUGGUAUUUGAUAGCAGUGUCUAGGAUCGUUUCUCACGAGUAUAUCUCUGAGGUUUUUAUUCCUUUUGUAACUAAGUGUGGGUGGGUUUUGGAACGUCUUAGGCAGUUGUUUGUCCGCUCGUAACAAUCCCCAGUGUUUAUUGAUGGAAUUUCUGACCACCGAUGUACCUGUGUGGAAGGUAAUAGGGAGGAAUACCUUGGAUGUCGGUAUUGCUUUGGUAAUCUUUUUCUCCUUUUCAGACUCCCAUAUUUCUUUUUCUCGUGUCUUGGCUAUUUUGAGAGUAUGGACCAGAUAGCCUAUAGCCCUAAACCUAAUCCACAUUUCCUGGAUUUGUGUUUCACGAUAUUACAUAGUACUGUUAUAUCUAUAGACUCUCAGGAAUUGGGAUAUAGGUAAAGAAGCGUUGACAUUUUAUGGGAGGAAACUUGAGGCCAUGAGUAGGGUAUUCCGUUCCAUCUUUUUCCGAUAGAGUGUGAACUCUAAUUUCCCAUGUUGUUUAAAAAUGGUCAUGUCUAGGAACUGUAUAGAGUGUACAUCAUGGGAGCUUGGUUGAUUUCAGAUAUCAUCUGCUCUAGUUCAUCAGUAGUGCCAGUCCAAAUCAGAAAUAUACAGAUAUACCACAUAGAGCAGAAACACCUUAGUGGGAAAAGUAGAGAAGGGCAAAAGGGUGAUUUUACCCUGAUAAAGUAUUGCACGUAGAGUAGGACUCCUCCAAGCCCUCAAUCACAGAAUACAAAGUACCAAAUAACCGGUAACUACAAUGCAAAACGCGAACCGGUAACUACAAUGCAAAAAGAGAAAAACAUAGCUAAAACAAUAUAAAAAUGGGUAGAAUGCACACUCACAAACCCAAAUUUGAUUGAAGGCAUAUCAAAUAAUAUGUAGAGUAUCCUCAUUUUGAGAUUGCAGCAUAUGGGAGAGAGACAUUUAAAAAAUAAUAGUGCAGAGUUUCUAAAAACAGUAUAAAUCUUUAAUAAAUAUUGCACUUACAAGAUAAAGGUAUUAGAUAAGCACAUCACAAAAUACCAUCUCGAUAGCAGCACAUCAUAAAAUACCAUCUCGAUAGCAGCACACAGGAACACCUUCAGACGUUAUGUACACUGAUGGGAACCUCAAGCAGCAUCAAAAAUAGUAAAUAAAAUAAAAGAUAAUAAAAAAGUGGAGCUGCUUAACUGGGAGACUGGUUUUUGAUUGUUUUUCCCUGAAGAAAUUCAGUUCUCUGAACGAAACGCGUAGGGCUUGUUUCCUAAGAGUUUCUUUUACUCUACUUUUUUAUCAGUGUACAUAACGUCUGAAUGCUAUUGAGAUGGUAUUUUGUGAUGUGCUGCUGUUGAGACGGUAUUUUGUGAUGUGCUUAUCUAAUACCUUUAUCUUGUAAGUGCAAUAUUUAUUAAAGAUUUAUACUGUUUUUAGAAACUCUGCACUAUUAUUUUUUAAAUUCCUCUCUCCCACAUGCUGCAAUCUGGAAAUGAGGAUACUCUACAUAUUAUUUAAUACGCCUUCAAUCAAAUUUGGGUUUGUGAGUGUGCAUUCUACCCAUUUUUAUAUUGUUUUAGCUACGGCAAUAUUGCCCUAUGUUUUUCUCUUUUUGCAAAUCAGAAAUAUGUGGUCUACAAAAUGAUGGUGAUGUCUGAUCCGAUUACCAAAUCUGAUUUAGGAUCUGCUGGAUUUCGAAGACGAACAUAAAGGCAUUGGCAUAAGAUGGUGUCAUCGCCGCUCCCAUGGCUGUCCUGGAGAGUUGAAGAAAAGAAUUGUUCUCAAAUUUAAAGUAUUUUGCAAGAUAGAGCAAUGUAAAGAAAUACCAACAGAAAUUCUAUAGACGGUCCUGUAUAUAAUGGAGAAAAUCUGACGACUUCUCACAGAGCCUGCACACCGCCCUGAUCGGGUAUGACCGUGUACAGGCUCUUGACAUCGAUGGUGACCAACUGAGAGGUGUCUUCUAUCAAAAGUGCUCGGUUGAUCUUAUGGAUGAAGUCCUGUGUGUCUCAUAGACAAGUGGGGAGUGCCAUUACACUGUUUUUAAUAUGAUAGUCGAUGUAUUUCGUGAUGGGUUCCAGUAAGCCCUCCUUGGCUGACACUAUAGGCCUGCCUGGUGGGGUUUUGGGAUCCUUGUGGAUUUUAGGUAACGUGUAGAGCACUGGAUGUUUAGGACAUUCAACAAAUAGGAAUUGUGCUGUUUUUUCAUCAAAAUUUUCAUUUCUGAUUCCCAUCUCAAUAUGGUUUUUGAUUCUUGUCUGGAACUUCUUCACGGGAUCGAAUGCGAGUUUGGUGUAAGGGUUGGCUAAGAUCCUUUAAGGCCAUUUUUUCUCCUUUAGUUAAGUUAGGAUAAUGUUUGGGAUGAUUUAGCAUCAUUUUCUCUGUGUCAGCUUUGACUGCUUGGAUAAAGGUUUUGAUGGAGGGGUUAGGUGUUCGGAUAUCUUUGUCAUACUUCUUAAAGAAUGGAUGUGGUGAUGUCUGUAUGUUAUCCUUCCUAAUUUCAUUGCUGUACAAAGUACGCUGUGUCUUAUACAUUUCAAUUUCCAUUUGGAAAGGGUCAGGUCUCGAAACUGGAACGAAUGAUAACUCUUUAUUUAGUAGGGAAUAGUGGUCAUUGUUUAAAACUUUAUGGGAUAAAUUGAAGACAGUUAUCAUUUCCUCAUUCUGGGAGGCCUCCCAGUACGAUUUGAAUUUCUUCCAGUUAUUCCGCCCUCUUCGUGUUGGGCGGUUCUUUUUGUCACUCUGGGGCAUGUCACAAUUUUUCACUGAACUCUGACUUCCACCAGCCUGUGCCACCACUGGACCCCAGGGAAAGUCAUCCUACUGCACUUAAAAGGUAGGACACAGGAGGGUGACUUAAAUAUUAUACGUGUGUGUGUCUAUGUAUGUGUGCCUGUCUGUUUGUAUGCAUUUAUGUGUCUUUAUAUGUAUGUGUGUCUUUGUGUGUGUAUGUGUCUGUCUGUCUGUCUGUCUGUAUGUAUGUGUCUGUGUCUGUCUCUAUGUCUCUGUCUGUAUGUAUGUGUCUAUGUCUAUCUGUUUUUAUGUAUGUAUGUGUCUUUGUAUGUAUCUGUGUCUUGUGUGUGUGUCUGUCUCUAUGUGUGUAUGUCUGUAUGUAUGUGUGCCUGUCUGUAUGUAUAUGUCUUUGUAUGUAUGUGUUGUGUGUGUAUGUGUCUGUAUGUGUCUGUCUGUGUGUGUGUGUGUCUCUGUAUGCAUGUGUGUGUGUGUGUGUGUCGGGCAGGGGUUAAGGGGGGGAAGAAGGGGGGUCUAUGGAUCAGUUUUGCACCGGGGCCCCAUGGGUUGUGUGUACGCCACUGAUAGCAGCUAUGUGGCCGUGUCACUGUGACACCCUCAAGAGUCUAAAAAUAAUAACGAGAGAUACUAUGAACCAUUUGCAUGCAAGUCUGUAUAGUGAAAAGAUGCCAUGCUAAAGUCUAGAACAUCAAGUGGUUAGAGUCAGUAGUGAUACCUGUCCGUGUAUAUACCAAUGGUAUAUGUGGUCUGAUAUACUACAAGUGUCAAAUUUAAAUGUUUAUGCCUUAUUGUUUCUUGCUAUAUAAUGUAACCACCGUAAGUUUGAAUACCAGAGGAAAGAGGAAGGAGGUGUGGUCCUAUUAAUAUACCAAUAAUAAAUAACCUGAACAAUACUGAUUAGAAUUAAUCAUGUGGAGUUGUUAAUGCACGUACCAAUACUAGGAAGGAAGACUUGGGCUUUGAUAACGCAAUUGAUUUACGAAUUGCUACCCUAUAGAGUAUGGAGUGAUGAAAUGAAAAGCAGGGUAAACAUAUGCUUAUGACCAACCUCGUAAUUGAUCAUAGUGAGGGAACCAGUAUCACCUAUAUUCGGAAAUUAAUCACAUGUGCACUUAUCCUCUCUUUAACCCCUUAAGGACACAUAACAUGUGUGACAUGUCAUGAUUCCCUUUUAUUCCAGAAGUUUGGUCCUUAAGGGGUUAAAGCCUAAAAAUCAAUAACAAGUUUAUCCGUAAUUAUCUAACAGGCCACAAGGUGGCGGUAUGCUGAGCUGUUUGAACAAAGUAUGAAGCUGAACCAGCUUAAGUAAUAACAAAUCAGAGAAACACAGGUUUGAACCUGAUAAGCAGGGAAGUGUCAAAAGUGGCAUCAACUGUGCUAACUUCACUGAAACAGCCUGUGCUUAGAGUGCAGGGUAAGGAGGAGGGGGGCUGUACCUAAGCGGCACGUAUACUGAAAACCCCCGGGAGAUGCGGUUACCCACUGUGGCUGUGUCCGUAGCAAGGAUUAACCCCCCCUGUCCCUUGCCAGUUGUUAGGAUGAGUAGGGUAGCAGAACGUCCUGCCAUGCCGUGAGAGGUUAACCUGCAUACACUCUUGGAGCGGCUGCAGUACCUCCGUGUAGUGACCGGCUUACUGACAGGUUACCCGGAAGUGAUGUCACUCGGAACAGAGCGAUGCCUAAGAGAGUCUAGUGCAGAUGGGGAGUAUUUAUCUUAGCACUAGCACUUUUAUUUUUUUAUGUGAAAUUAAAGACUUAUUUCUCCUGAAUAAAAUGAUAUAUAAUAAGUUUGGGUAUACUCAAUGUAAAAGAAGAAAAUUAUGGUUGAACAUACAUAUAGCUAAAAUUCCAGGUUUUGUUUGAUCAGAACUUGUACAAUUACCUCUGUCCUUAAGGGGUUAAUGAAGAUAUUUUUAAUUUAUUUUUAAUGAUUAGGUCCAUGCUAUUCUUACAAUAUAUUUUUAAGCAUCAUUUAACCCAUUUUUUAAAAAUAAUAAAGAUCUUUUUUCUUUAAUCUAUUUCUCAUAUAUUGAGAUUUAGUUAGUCUCUACAGAUCUUAUUGAUUUUUUAAACAGCUCUGAUGCAUCAAGGCAUGGACUCCACAAGUUCUCUGAAUGUGUUCUGUGAGAUCAGGGGAAUUUGGAGGCCAAAACAACACCUUUAACCUUUUGCCAUGUUCCUGAAAUCAUUCCUGAACAAUAUUUGCAGUGGGGCAGGGUGCGUUAUCCUGCUGAAAGGAGUCACUGCCAUCAGGGGACACCACUGUUGGAGUUGGUGAAUGUCAGGACCCAAUGUUUCCCAGCAGAACAUUUCUCACGUGGCCAGCCUUCUUCCCAUAGUGCAUCCUGCUGCCAUCUCUUCCCUAGUUAAACGAUGCACACGCACCCAUCCAUCUUAUCUAAAACAAAAGGUGAUUCAUCAGACCAGGCAACCUUCUUUAUGUUCCAGUUCUGAUGUUCCCAUUUCCAUUGAAGGCACUAUCAGGGGUCAUCAUGGGCACUCUGACUGCUUUGCUGCUAUGGAGCCCCAUACACAGUAAACUGCAAUGCACUGUGUAUUCUGACACCUUUUUAACAUGGCCAUCAUUAAUUUUUUCAGCAAUUUGAGCUGAAAAACUCUUGUGUGUGAUCGGACCAGAUGGGCUAGCCUUCACUUCCCAUGUGCAUCAGUGAGUCUUGGAUGACCAUGACCUUGACGCAGGUUCAUCAGUUGUCCUACCUUGCACCACUUUUGCUAGGUGCUAAGCACUGCAUAUCGGGAACACUACACAAAAGGGUUAGUGGGCAUGGUCAUCUUACUAACCCCUCCUCUUUGCAAUGACUCCACCUCUCCAUCUAGACACACGCACCGACAGUCACACUCUCACUGAUUUAACACACACUCACUGAUUUAAAAACCCUCACUGGCAGACACACACACACUGACAGACAGGGCCAGCACUGGGAGGAGGAGAGGAGGCCAAGGACCCUAGUGUCUAGUGAUGGGGAGGCAGGCAUUCCUGAUAAUUGUUUUAGUGAAUAACCUUGUCAGACAUGAAUUAACACACACCAUCACAAUUAUUGGUGUUUAGGUGUGUUAUGUGACAGGGUAGGUAGUUACACUCAGCAGAGUAUUGCUGAUGUAACACCACCUACACUCAGCAGCUCCUUUACCAGCCACAUACUACAAGGAGUGCAGAAUUAUUAGGCAAAUUAGUAUUUUGACCACAUCAUCCUCUUUAUGCAUGUUGUCUUACUCCAAGCUGUAUAGGCUCGAAAGCCUACUACCAAUUAAGCAUAUUAGGUGAUGUGCAUCUCUGUAAUGAGAAGGGGUGUGGUCUAAUGACAUCAACACCCUAUAUCAGGUGUGCAUAAUUAUUAGGCAACUUCCUUUCCUUUGGCAAAAUGGGUCAAAAGAAGGACUUGACAGGCUCAGAAAAGUCAAAAAUAGUGAGAUAUCUUGCAGAGGGAUGCAGCACUCUUAAAAUUGCAAAGCUUCUGAAGCGUGAUCAUCGAACAAUCAAGCGUUUCAUUCAAAAUAGUCAACAGGGUCGCAAGAAGCGUGUGGAAAAACCAAGGCGCAAAAUAACUGCCCAUGAACUGAGAAAAGUCAAGCGUGCAGCUGCCACGAUGCCACUUGCCACCAGUUUGUCCAUAUUUCAGAGCUGCAACAUCACUGGAGUGCCCAAAAGCACAAGGUGUGCAAUACUCAGAGACAUGGCCAAGGUAAGAAAGGCUGAAAGACGACCACCACUGAACAAGACACACAAGCUGAAACAUCAAGACUGGGCCAAGAAAUAUCUCAAGACUGAUUUUUCUAAGGUUUUAUGGACUGAUGAAAUGAGAGUGAGUCUUGAUGGGCCAGAUGGAUGGGCCCGUGGCUGGAUUGGUAAAGGGCAGAGAGCUCCAGUCCGACUCAGACGCCAGCAAGGUGGAGGUGGAGUACUGGUUUGGGCUGGUAUCAUCAAAGAUGAGCUUGUGGGGCCUUUUCGGGUUGAGGAUGGAGUCAAGCUCAACUCCCAGUCCUACUGCCAGUUCCUGGAAGACACCUUCUUCAAGCAGUGGUACAGGAAGAAGUCUGCAUCCUUCAAGAAAAACAUGAUUUUCAUGCAGGACAAUGCUCCAUCACACGCGUCCAAGUACUCCACAGCGUGGCUGGCAAGAAAGGGUAUAAAAGAAGAAAAUCUAAUGACAUGGCCUCCUUGUUCACCUGAUCUGAACCCCAUUGAAAACCUGUGGUCCAUCAUCAAAUGUGAGAUUUACAAGGAGGGAAAACAGUACACCUCUCUGAACAGUGUCUGGGAGGCUGUGGUUGCUGCUGCACGCAAUGUUGAUGGUGAACAGAUCAAAACACUGACAGAAACCAUGGAUGGCAGGCUUUUGAGUGUCCUUGCAAAGAAAGGUGGCUAUGUUGGUCACUGAUUUGUUUUUGUUUUGUUUUUGAAUGUCAGAAAUGUAUAUUUGUGAAUGUUGAGAUGUUAUAUUGGUUUCACUGGUAAUAAUAAAUAAUUGAAAUGGGUAUAUAUUUGUUUUUUGUUAAGUUGCCUAAUAAUUAUGCACAGUAAUAGUCACCUGCACACACAGAUAUCCCCCUAACAUAGCUAUAACUAAAAACAAACUAAAAACUACUUCCAAAAAUAUUCAGCUUUGAUAUUAAUGAGUUUUUUGGGUUCAUUGAGAACAUGGUUGUUGUUCAAUAAUAAAAUUAAUCCUCAAAAAUACAACUUGCCUAAUAAUUCUGCACUCCCUGUAGAGGAGUUUCUAGGGUUGGGAGGUUUCUAAGGCUGCAUUCUAAAGCAGCCACUCACUCUCCUGAGACCUACCAUGUUCCAAGCUGCGAUACUCUUCCCUGCAGCGACACCCUUAUUAAAAUGCUUGGUCACAAAUGCACCCUCAAUUGACCCUGGUGGUCAAGUGGUAUCUUAUAUCAGUGCCCUGGCAGUCCGGUGGUGAAUAGCAGGAUGCGCACAUCCUCUUGUUUCAGAUCAUAAUAUCCACUCCUUUGCAGCUCCAGCUUUCAAUGUUGUCAGAGCGCAGGCUAAGAAUCUCUGAGCUUGUGCUCUUACUCACUAACUGAGCACUGGAACCACAAGGGAGAGGAUAUAAUCUGACUGCACCUGCUUCUGGUGUGCACCAGUGGACCAGCAUGGAAUCGUUUCAAUUUAAUAUGCUAGUUUUCCCAAUUUGUGAGCUGUGUUGGUCACUGGGCAUCUCUGUUGUCAUGACACCCUGUGUGACUGCACAGCCUGCACACCCCAAAGGCUGGCCCUGCUGACAAACACACUGCCACUCACUAUCAAUGACACACACACACAAACCCUGACAGACACACACUCACUGACAGGCAGACACACACACUAACAGAUACACACAUUCAUUGACAACACUCACUGACAGACAGACACACAUUGACAGACACACACAUUCACUGACAGACAACCACUUACUUGACAGACACACUCGCUGACACAUACACAAACAUUGACACACAUUAAAUGACAGACACACUUACUGACAGACACACACACACUGACAGUCACACUUACUGACACACACACACACACACACUCACUGACAGACAGAGCCGGUGCAAGUAUUUUUUCCACCCUAGGCAAAAGAAGAAAUUGCGCCCCCCCCUUAUGUGACAUCACAAUGCCCCACCCAUAUGAUCUGCUAUAUGAACUAACGUCAGUGCUGCACACAGUGUGUGUUUACAUUAAAAAGCCUGCAGAGACAGGCUCUAGACACCAGAACCACAACAUUAAGCUGCAGUAGUUCUGGGGACUGUAGUGUCCCUUUAAUGUGAGGUGAAUUAGAGAUUAGUGCCACAAAUAAUAUACUAGAUUGCCUACUUACAACCAAAUGAGGAUGAUGAGGGGCUCCGGCUGCAGUCUGGCUACACUGGUCUGGUGUAGAACAGGCUCUCUGGCGAAUGUUUGUAACUGUUGUCACAAAAGUCAAUGUUUUGGGUGGGCACAAAGCAGCUCCAUUUUUUUGGGCCCCUUGCACAGCUCAAGGUCUUGGUCCCCAGGGCCUGACGUUGAGUAUGCCCAUAAGGCCGAUCCACCUACAUGUUCCACCCAUAGGUUUGCUCACAGGGAGUGGAGUGUAUAGGGGAUCUAAAGUGUGUGCUUAUGGAAUGGAAUGUAUAGGGAUACUAGUUUGUGUAGGUGGUGCAGUGUGUGUAGUGGAUGCAGUGUGUUUUUGUGUAAGGGAUUAGAAAGCAGUGUGUGUUUGUGUGUAAGGGAUGUAUUGUGUGUUUCUGGUUGUGUUUAAGUGAUGCAUUGUGUGAAUCUGUAUUUGUAUGUGUAAAGGAUGCAAGGUGUAUUUCUGUGUAUGUAAGGGAUGUAGUGUGUGUGUCUGCAAGGGGUGCAUUGAGUGUGUGUGUAAGAAAUACAUUGUGUUUCUGUGUGUGUGUAAUAGAAGCAGUGUAGGUUUGUGUUUCUGUGUGUGUAGAGAUGCAUUAUAUGUUUCUGUGUAUGUAUAGGGAAGCAUUGUGUGUGUAGCAUGAAAGAGAGAGAGAGUUUGUGGGGUAGGAUAGGGGCUGAGUCCUACCAGCCCCUUUGUGCUUCUCUUUCCCCAUGUCUCAGCCUCUCUCCCCUCUUGUCCCUUACUGCUCUCCCCUCCUGUCCAUUAGAGCUCUCCCCUGCCCCACUGUCCCUUAGUGAUCUCCCCUGUCCCUUAGUGAUCUCUUCUACCCUUCCCCAGUCCCUUGGUGCUUCCCCCAUCCCUUAGGUCUCUCCUGCAGCCACCCUCCCUCAGUGGUCUGUCCCCCCCGUUCUUCUCACCCCCCCUCUCCUACCCUGUGUAGCGUGGCCGAGCUCUGGUUCGGUCCGUGGUACAGGAUUUUCUGUUUCCUGUCAGUCUGACCAGGUACCGGAAACAAAUGCUCCUGUAUGGCCCAGGCAGUGCUGCAGCCACUUGAGGCUCUCUAUAGAGCGCUCAGGCGGCUGCAGUAUGAGUGGGGGCAGCGCCUCUUCUUAAGGGGUGCCUUAGGCGACUGCCUAAGUCGCCUAUCAGAAGCACUGGCCCUGCUGACAGAUACACUUACUGACAAACAAACACACACUGACAGAUACACACUUACAGACAGAUACACUCGCUGACACACAAACAAACACUGACAGAUGCACUCGCUGACACACACAAACACUGAUAGAUACACACUCAAUGACAGACACACUAAUUGACAGACACAUACACUCACACACACUGACGGACAGACACACACUGAAAGUCACACUGACAGACACACACUUACUGACAGACACACUUGCUGACAGACACACAAACACACACUCACAGACACACGCACACUCACUGACAGGCACACACUUACUGACUGACAGACACGCACUUACUGACAGACACACACCCUCCCUAACAGACACACACACUCACUGACAGACACACACACACUUACUGACAGACACAUACACACUUACACAGUCUUGCACACACACUCAUAAAUUAAUUUUAUUACUUGUUGGUUGCUCCUACCUUUAGGAGUUCCCUGGGUCCUCUCCCUAGGGUCCUGUGGCUUCAAUGCUCUUCCUGCUCCUCUCUGCUCCCAUGCACUGCUUAGUGAUGUGAGGCCAGAAUGACAUCAUAUUCCGGCUCCCGGCAUCACCACAGAGGUUGCGCAAGGGAGCAGAGAGGAGCAGGAAGAUCAUCAGUUCAGACAGCGCACUCUCACUGCUUCCUACCCCCUUCCUCACCCGGCCCCGUAUGUUGCUGCAGAGUAGCCACCUGCCCUUUGGGAUAAGCGCUGCUCCAGGGACGACCUUAAGUGGGCAGUUGGCCACCUGCCGUGCCCCCCCUCCUCCUGGCGCCUGGGUGCAGUGCAACCCUUGCACCAGCCCAGGAUUGGCCCUGGGUCCUACUCCGUCGGGGUCGACAAGCACAUUCAAAUUUUUCCUGGCUUUAAAUACACUUUGAUUUUUCUACAAGAUCAUUUGUUCCCAGAUUUUUUUUGUUUAAAUAGGAUAAUCAAAUGUUGUAUUUGCAACUGCCAUACCAUUUAUGACAACAGAGGUAAUGCAUGUAUUGGAAAGUACACAUUCAUUUGUUAUAUAUAUAUAUAAAUGUCACAAAGCUGAUAAUAAACUCCUGUUGUGCUUUUAUUAUCAAAGUUUUAUCAAACUUCCCUUUUUUUCUAACUGCUUCCUGUGAAUUUUUCAUGUCACUGCGGACAUUCUGAUGUAGUAUAAGGCUUCCAACUAGAAAGCGGAGAGGUUUUAUUUUUUCUGGUCAUAGUAGAAGCCCGUACUGAUUCACAAUUGCUGACUGUGGUGCGAAACAUUGGCAAACUCUUCUCCAAAAGAAUCUACAGAAAUUCUGCACUUCUGGUAAGCAGAUUUGGGUAUGUAUUAUUAUUUACACUGUGAUAUAAUAAAAUAUGUUUUCUAGCAAGGAUCCUCUCUGGGAAAACAGUGCAAAUUUAAUUUAACAAACUGACUAAAGUAAUCCAUAAAAUAACAACCAUGUUACCUGAUAAAUGUAACUUUACAUCCCUCAUCCGAUUAAAAAUGAUCAAGCCGGUAAGACACAUGACUCUACAAAAUAACAUUUGCACUCAUUUGUUGAAACUUCAUAAAAAUUCAGCAAUGUACUUUUUCUCAUUUACAUUAAAGGACCACUCUAGGCACCCAGAGCACUUCAGCUUAAUGAAGUGGUCUGGGUGCCAGGUCCCUCUAGGAUUAACCCUUUUUUUAAUAACCAUAGCAGUUUCAGAGAAACUGCUAUGUUUAUAAUAGGGUUAAUCCAGCCUCCAACUCCUCUAGUGGCUGUCUCAUUGACAGCCGCUAGAGGCGCUUGCGUGAUUCUCACUGUGAAAAUCACAGUGAGAACACGCAAGCGUCCAUAGGAAAGCAUUAUGAAUGCUUUCCUAUGAGACCGGCUGAAUUCGCGCAGCUCUUGCCGCACGUGCGCAUUCAGCUGAAGGGGAGGAGAGCUCCCCGCCCGGUGCGAGAAAAAAGGUAAGUUUUACCCUUUUCCUCUCCCCAGAGCCUGGCGGGAGGGGGACCCUGAGGGUGGGGGCACCUUCAGGUCACUAUAGUGCCAGGAAAGUGAGUAUGUUUUCCUGGCACUACAGUGGUCCUUUAAUUAAAUUGAUUUGUAAUAUUACCACCUUAAUUUAUUUAUUCAUAUAACACUAGCUUCCUUAAUACUAUAAACAAAAUUGUAAAAAGUGUUUAUUUUUAUUGUAUAUUUUAUUAUGGUAUAUAUUGUGCCUCUACAUCUGUGAUGACAGUUUUUUCAUGUAUAUUUAUUACAUAGCUAAAAAAACUAAACAAAAAAGUUUUGAAGUAUGGCAAAUACAUACGUGAAACUAGUAAUAAACCAGUAGUGAAUAAAUCAUCGAAUAAGGUUUUUUUUCCCCAAUGUUUCUAAAUUGCACAAUGAAAGAAAAGAAAAUGUGAUCCUAGGACAAAAAAGUCCAGGAUACACGGAUAGGAUAAAUCAGAGUGAAAUUGUAACUGAUAAAAAACGUAAUUUAUUAAGGACUAUUACAAAAACUAAUAAAAAAUCACUAACGCAAAAGAAAUGUUUAAAUUCACUGCACUUUUCUUUUCACUUUUUUCACUAUGUUUGGGGUGAUUAUUUUAUUUAUGGGGUUUUUUAGCCAGAGUUAAGCGGCAUUUAGAUAGAAAUCGGUUUCCUGAGCAGGCAACAUUCAUUAGUUUCCUAAUUAUAGGGUUAGCUACAUAUAUAGACACAAGUGCGUAUUAGCACUUUAUACUAGUUGCUAAGAUUGAUAUGCUGAUUAAUCUACCAGGACCUAGCUACUUGGCUUUUGGUCUUUAGCUGUUAGAUGGCUCUAUACAGCUAGAAGUUAUAUCAGCUGUAUAACUUUAUACAUAGUGAUUCUUAAGUAUGAGUAUUCAGUGCCAACUUAGCGUUGUCUUGUAUGCCAUAUAGCUAUUUUGACAUCAUUACCUCUUUAUUCAGCCUGUAGAGCUUCUUCCUUCCCGAGUGUAUUUCUUUUGCGUUAGUGAUUUUUUAUUAGUUUUUGUAAUAGUCCUUAAUAAAUUACGGUUUUUAUCAGUUACAAUUUCACUCAGAUUUAUCCUAUCCGUGUAUCCUGGACUUUUUUGCCCUAGGAUCACAUUUUAUUUUAUUUUGUUAGUCUAUAUUGAGGGUUAUCCCCUGCUUGGAUAUGAUCAGGACACAAUUCAUAGUCCCUAGGGAGGGACUAUUUCUAACUUUUCUCUAAAUUACACAAUGGAUUUAGCUGCACAUAAAUUAGAAAUUAAAGUUAAAUAGUAAUAUGCUUAAUUAUGGCAGUACUUUUCUUGCUGGAUUUUGUAUAUAAAAUGGUAAAUAAUUGUGUAAUUGUAAACACACAAAAUUUAGCCAUGCUCUUAAACUCCCACUACUCUGGGCGGCAGCAAGGGCUACAAUAUAAAUUAUCCCAAAUGCAUAGAACAAAAAACUAAAAAAAAUUACUUGCAUACUAUCCCAAAUACCUGUGCACAUUUAAAUAACUGGAGGCUUUUAGAAUCAUUUAAAUGGCCAUUAAAGUGUAAACUCACCUGCCUCAUUAAGGCAAACCUCUUAGAUGAGUCCUACACUAACAAUUCACAUUGCUGCUUUAAGCUGAAAGGCGCAAUCUUAAAUGAAACAGAAAGGGGUAUUUUUCUGAACCCCUACACAUUUAUUAACCCUUAAUAGGAAGUGCAUGGGGUGGGCGGCAGCACUGUAAUAGCACUGUAAUAAUGCUGCCGCCCAUCCCAUGUUUACCCUAUUAACAUCUACAUAGUUAAAUCUAGCUACCUCUAAAUAGUUAGAUAGAAAUAACUCUAAUGUUAGUAAAAUAUUUUUGUAUUUCUUAUGUUAUAUUUUUCCUUUAAUAAUAUGCUCAGAAUCUUUGACAAAAAAAUUGAAAUAAAUGUAAAUAUGUCAGCAACACUUUGAUGAAAUUUCCCCUAUAAGUUUACUGUUGAGUGAUGUGUGGAGAGGACAGGUAUAUAUAUAAAAGAACCACAUACCUGCUCAAUCUGUUAGCAUGCACAGCAUUCAUAGACAAAGUGAAGAGCCCUGGCAGAGAAUGCUCACUCUCAGUACGGCACAACUUUCCAUUUAUAUGUAUCAUCAAUAAAUCAAUUUAAUUUGUAUUUGUCCAAAUUGUGCACAAACAAUACGGAAAUGGCAGUGCCCCUUGUUAAUCACACACAAAUGAUUUUGGUGAAGGGUAUAAGGACAAUAUAGAAAGAUAUACCGGUACUUACCUUACUUUUAGUAUACAUAUAAAGAAGAGAAUUAUGAAACCUUGCUGUUUGCUUUAAGAAUAUGAUAAUACAUUAAGAUGUACAGACUAUUGAAUACAUUUCUCUGAGAUCAGUGAGCACAACAAUAUAAAUAUCUUGCUAAAUUAUAGAAUGGUCUUUAAAUACCACAACUUUCACACUUUUCACGUGUUUUAUUAAUUAGUGCCAUCUAGAGAUUGUAAUUUUAGAUUUGAAAUAGUAUUUGCAUUGAAAAGUAAUGCAAACAGCAAAAAAUGCUAAUAUGUAAACAUCAUUACAUAACGUAACCGAGUUUGACAGAAUCCUGUGCGUGUAAGAGGUAGUAGCAGUAUUUCCUGUUUAGUUAGUAAGUAUUGUCAAGAGUAAAACACUUCUGCUUAAGCUAUUCAUAAUGUAACUCAUUUAAUUUCCUCCAGUUGGAGUGAUUUCUCUGUUCAACCAAGUUUCUAUUGCUCACAUUCAACAUACAAUAUUUGUACUUUUUUUUUCAAUUCUUUCUUUUUGACUGACAGGUUGGUACAUAAGGAUACUUUACAUAUAUUUUCAUUAAUACAAUGGUGAUACAAUGUAGUCGAAAUCAUGCAGCAUACUGAACAAGGAUUCUUUAGAAAAAUAAAUAUAUGUCGAGAAAAAAUAUUUUUUGUCUAAACCUCAUAAGGCUUUUUUGCAGCACCUCAAUCGGGUAUUUUAUGUUAAGUAAGAAUAUAUGUGGAAAAGAUAUAGAUAAAGAUAAAGGGAAGGACUUUUCCCUGCAGCUUCGUCUAUAGAUAUUAUUUUACAAAGAGGAGGCUCCAAUGUGGUCUAUUUUUAGCAAACUGCUCCCACUAUUAUUAUUAUUAUUAUUAUUGGCAUUUAUACAGCGCCGAUUUAUUCUGCAGCGCUUUACAAUAUUAUAAAGGGGAAGAAUUAAAAUUACAAAAUGUUAUAGGAACAAUAGGUUGAUGAGGGCCCUACUCAACUGAGCUUACAAUAUAGAGGUUUAACUUUGCCCCUUUUGCAAUAUAGCACAGCCCUCUUUUUGGGAUAUGUCUUCACUAAUUUUAUCUGGUUUACAAGCCCUGCUUAUUUCCAGCAGAUAGACAAUAUGAUUGUCGCGGUUAUUCACUAAAUUCUCCAUUAAUGGAGAAAAAAAAAACGUAGUGAUAAUUAUUUAUAAAUAAAUGUAGAAAACACCGAAGAACAAGCUAAUUAACACACCAAAUAUAUUCUACAAGAACCACUUUCUUACAUAUGGAUAAAAAAUAUAUAAUUACACAUAUCUGCUUGUUUGGUUGUUUUAAUAUGCAUGCUGACAUGAUACAAGGCCUUUACAGAUGCAUUUACAUUUAAACAGAGAAAUGUUAUUUUAGAAAUAUUACAGUUAUUUGUUAGGGAAUACAUUACCCUUGCACAAUUUACCCUUAUGCCUUCUUAUGUUUGCAUAGCUAAUUAACGUCUUCACUCCCAAUAUUGUGUAUACAUGUUUUUACUUUCAUUUACUUUCAAAUCAAAAUUUAAAGUCUUGCUCUCAUUCAUUUAUACUCUAGAAAUGUUUACCAGCUUGUAGAAAAACAAAUAUCUUUGUCAAGAACUCAUUCCACACAUUUAAUAUCUGCAAAUGUGCUGAAAAUGACAGCUCUUGCCUCCUCACAGAAAGUAAAACAAGUUUCAUUGGAUGCCACAAUUCCUUACAGUCUGGGGGAGGAGUGAAUGAGCUCUCCCAUUUCCAUGUUAGCAGUCCAUCAGCAUACAGAGAGUGAUAAAAGUUUUUUAAAGUAUUUUUAAAAGUACUAUAGCAAUAUUUAUUUUAGAAAUAUUGCUUUACUUACUGUAUGUGGUCAUUAUGCUGAUAUACUGACAUUCUGUUUAUAUUCCUUUGCCAUUUUCAGUAAACAGUGCUGCUAGUAAUCCCAUCAGGGUCCUUAGAAUUAGCUAUAAGCAGGCUAUUUUACCAUAUAUGUAUCAAUUUUUGUCACACCUGUAUGUAAGAAUUAUUGAUUUUUAUUUUUAUUUUAAUACCAACAUAUCAGCCCUUUUUCUAUAAAGGAUUAACAGAUAACUGAAAAAAAUAUAUAUAUACAAUAAGUGUUUAAAUAAUAUGCACUUUUUACUUAUUAUUGUGACUUGAUGAAAAAUCAUCAGCUGUGACACUCUGUGGGAAUUCCCAGAGAUAACCCACUAACUUAUAUAUAUGAACUGAUACUGCAAUUUAUAGCUGAUGUACCACCACACCAAAAACAUGAAAGUGCGAGUGCAAAAGUUACAAUAUAUUGAAUGUACCCCUAUAUAUGGACUUGAGGUGUUCCCAUAUAUAUAUAAAAAGAGACAAAAAAUUACAGACCAGAGCAACAGUUAGCUACAUUGUUACGAUUGAUACAUUUUGUCAACAUUAGUCAUGGCAAGUAUUCAUUUUAAUACGCUAACGUUUGUGUUAAUUUGCAUUUCAAAUAUUAUAUAACUCAAAAUGGUAGAAAUUGGGAGCCCUCGGGCUCAGAGCUUUGGUUACAUGUAUAUUAUGUACAACUAAUGCCAUUGUUGGAUAUUAUGUAUUAUGAAAGUAUUGCAAACUUUUAAUUUUGCUCUAAUCACCAAAUAUUCUAUUGGUCACACAAAAAUAAAGAAUCUAAAAAAAAAUAAAUGAGAGAGAUAGAGAAAAAAAACACAAUAGUACAACAGAGUAAACACUAACAUAUAGUAUAUGAACAUAUGGUUGAUUUAUGCUCACAAUGUUUUGAGCCUUUUGUACGAUAUGGCUCUGAAUGUACACGUAUGUGUGCCCUUCUAGAGGCAACUGCACCUCUUCUGUGAAUCCCAAUCCUCCAAUAAAUUUCAUAAAAGAAGAGAGAAAACACAAAAGGAAUAGUGGAAAUAUAUCUGAGAUAGUAUUGGAAUUAUACACAAGUGAAAUGGUUUUUCUCACCUAUACCUGGAGCCCAUAAAAUACUGGCUCCAAAUUUGAAGGCACAUUGCCAAAUAAGGAGUGGCAAUUCCCCCUUAGUACAAACCCAAGUAGGUAAGUAUCAGACAAGUAGAUAAUAAGACAUAAUGAAGAAAGAACGGUCUUAAAAAAUUCUAAUUGACCAAGUUUCAUUCAAAAUCUAUAUAUGGUAAAAUGUAGCCCAUACAGUGAAAUAUCUGGAAAUAAGCAAGUAUUUCCAGAUAAUUCAUAUGUAUGGGCUACAUUUUAUGUUUAUUUAAUUAUAACUUCAAAGUUUGUCUGAAAGCAAUUUAUACACAAAAUUUAUGUUUUUUUAAUAUGUUUGGGUGCUAGUGACUCAUUAAAAGUUUUCAUUACACGUAUGCUAAUAUGUUUUUCAAACAAAAAGGGGUUGCAAGUUAAGGGGUUCAAAAAGCUACAAUCCCUUAAUUUGAGCAAUAAUGCUAACAUCUGCACUCACCUGUCCUGAGAAGCCUGUCAAUCUCGAGCUGCCUGAAUAUAUAUGCUUAACAUGAUAUAUUAAGUUCUAGUGACAAUGGGACAAUCAUUCAAAUGUUUGGAUUAAUGCUCACUUGUAGGUAUAUACUUUUAUAGGUAAGAAUUUCAGAGCAUCCAGACUUUCCAGGUGAUAGAAUUGAUUUUGUUUGCAAUUCAUUUGUUUGUUUGAAAUUUUCUUAUUCUUUUUUUUUUAUCUGUUGAUGUUUUUUUUCAGGAGAUCAUGUUCAGGCAAUUGUUUAUUGCUCUGUCGAUUCUACAUACAGUUUGCUGUUUUCUUGGCAUGCCUAAUGUGAAUCCAAACAGGACCUUUCCCUGUGAUAUUAAUGAAAAUGGAUCAAUAGUUGUUUUCGAUUGUCGUGCACGGUGGUUAAAGAAUGUGCCACAGCCCAUCAAGUUCUCGGCAGACUUUACUGAGCUACUUCUAUCAAACAAUCUCAUAGAUACAAUAUAUGGACAAUUGUUUGCAAACUGGUAUAAUCUCACAAAAAUUGACAUAAAUCAGAAUCAUUAUCCAAAGACUAAAACCAGUAACUGGGAUAUAUGCAAACAAGGGCUAGAGAUUAAAGAAGACACAUUUUCUGGCCUACUAAAACUUAAAGAGCUAUAUAUUGAUCAUAAUUAUCUGUGUAAAAUACCAACAGGGAUCCCUAGUUCUUUAAAGAUAUUGAGUCUUCAGGAAAAUAAUAUAUUUUCGAUUAGCAAUGAAAGUUUUUUUAGGCUAACACAGCUAGAAGAAUUAUACCUUGGAAACAAUUGUUACUAUGGUAACAAGUGCAACAAAUCUUUCGAGAUCCAAGAUGGAGCAUUUGCUGGGCUCCAACAAUUAACUGUACUGCAUCUCAACUCUAAUAAUUUAACCAAAGUUCCCUCCAAGCUGCCAUUGUCAUUGGAAGUGCUUUAUUUAAACAACAACAAAAUUCAAGUAAUUAGCCGACACGAUUUUAAGAAUUUGGUGAAUUUAACAGUCCUAUAUUUGAGUGGCAAUUGUCCAAGGUGCUAUAAUGCUGCUUACCCAUGUGAACCAUGUGCUGGGCAGUCAUCCCUUAAAAUCCAUCAACAUGCAUUUAAGGAUCUUAUAAAUUUGAGAGAACUGAGCCUUUGUAAUACGUCCUUGAAAUCAAUACCAUCCAAAUGGUUUGAAAAUACAACUCGUUUACAAAUCUUACAUCUUGAAAGAAAUUAUUUGGUAGAAGAAAUGAAAUCCGCAGAAUUUUUACUUAAACUGCCUUUGCUGGAAAUACUUGACUUAUCUUUUAAUUAUGAGUUACAGUCAUAUCCAAAGUAUGUUAAUAUUUCUAAUACUUUUUCCAGUUUGACAUCCCUUAAAGAAUUACACUUACAGGGGUAUGUUUUUCAAGAUAUUACUAGCUAUAAUUUGGAUCCUAUAACAAAACUUCAUAAUUUAAAUGUAAUAGAUCUUGGAGUGAAUUUUAUCACGCAAGUUGAAUUUACACUGUUCCAAAAAGUUCCCAAUUUAACAGUAAUAUACUUGGCCGAGAAUAAAAUCUCUCCGUUCUCUGAGAAUGUCAAUAAAAGCAAGUGUUUGGAGUUAUCUUCAAAAGGUGGUGAAAGAAAACUUAAUAAAUUUGAUGUUACUUCAAAAUUGAAUAUUGAGAUGGUCCAGAAAUUCCUACCUGCAGGAAAGCCCCAGUGUGUUUCAAGUGGCAAAACAUUGGACCUUAGCUUGAACAGCAUUUUCUAUAUUGACCCAGAAAACUUCAGGUCAUUUGGAGACAUAACAUGUUUGAAUCUAUCUACAAAUGAUAUUGGUCAGAAUUUAAAUGGAACUGAGUUUAUAUACCUAGGAAACUUAACAUACUUAGAUUUGUCUUUUAAUAAACUUGAUUUUGAUUCUUUCAAUGCAUUUCAGGAAAUACCAAAAUUAGAGGUCUUGGAUUUAAGUUAUAAUAAGCACUAUUUUGUAGUGGAAAGUGUAACACAUCACCUGAAAUUUAUUGAAAAUCUACAUAACAUCAAGGUCUUAAAUUUAAGCUGGAAUGAGAUAUCUACUCUAACUGAGUGUGAAAUUAAGAGUCGCUCUUUGAAAGAGUUAAGGUUUGCUGGAAACCGUUUAGAUAUAUUAUGGAAAAAUGGGGACAAACGGUAUGUAAACAUUUUUAAGCACUUUAGAAAUCUUAAUAUUCUUGAUAUAUCUCACAACAGACUUUAUGCACUUACUGGUGAGGUGAUCAACAGUAUGCCAGAAAAACUUACGGAGCUGCAUGUAAACAAUAAUCGAAUUACUUUUAUUGACUGGAAAGGUCUGAUGCACUUUAAAAAUCUGAAGCUUCUCGAUCUUAGGUAUAACAGAAUUACAAUGAUCAUGACCAACGUGGCCAGUUAUGCAUAUUCACUGAAAAAACUUAUUCUCAAUAGCAAUAAGAUUUCUAGUUUGCCUCCUGCAUUCCUACACCAGGCAAGCAAUCUUACCUAUUUAGACUUGAGUUACAACAACUUUCAGAGUUUAAAUAAGUCUAUAUUCUUGUCAGGCAAUGAAAAUUAUUUACACGUUUUAAAGUUGAAUGGAAAUCCAUUUGAUUGUCGAUGUGAAAUAUCAGACUUUAUAAUGUGGAUCAAUGAAAAUAAUGUUACAAUUCCACGAUUGGCCACUGAUGUCCUUUGCGCUACUCCCAAUGAUAAAAAAGGAACUGGCAUUAUAUAUUUUGACCUGCAUGCUUGUAGUUUAGAUAGCACAUGUAUGCUCAUUUUCUUUUUUACUUUUUGCCUAGUUAUACUUUCCACUGCAUUGCCCAUUAUGAAACAUAUAUUUUAUUGGGAUAUGUGGUAUAUCUGUAACUGGUUUGCUGCACAGUUUAAAAGAAGUAAAAUCUCUACCUCAAAAACCUUAUUUGAUGCUUAUAUAUCUUACGAUACCAAAGAUGAAGCUGUUAGUGACUGGGUCUUCAAUGAAUUAUGUCACCACUUGGAAGGUAAUGGUGAAGAACACGUCCUUUGUUUAGAAGAAAGGGAUUGGGAACCAGGAAAAGCUGUUAUCGAUAAUAUUAUACUAAGUAUUGACACUAGCAGAAAGACAUUGUUUGUUCUCACCAAAAAAUAUGUGAAAAGUGGAAAGUUCAAAACAGCAUUUUACCUGGCUUUGCAAAAACUGAUGGAUGAAAAUAUGGAUGUGAUUAUAAUUGUACUAUUGCAACCAGUUCUACAGAAUUCACAAUACCUCAGACUUAGAAGAAAAAUAUGUAAGAGCUCUAUCUUGGAAUGGCCAAAAAAUCCACAUGCUGAAGAUUUCUUUUGGCAAAGGAUGAGAAAUGUUUUGUUGACUGAUAAUUACAGCAGAUAUAAUAAUUUAUAUGCAGAUUCUGUCAAGGUUUAAACGAGAAACAGAAUAUUAAUAUAUUAUAGAAGAUUUUUAAUUAUGUGUUUAGAUAGCGCGUACCUACUUCUAAAUACUGUGAACAAAAUCAAGGCUUUGGAAUUUUUUUAACUUCUGAUAUUAUAUAAACUACCUUAGUACCAUUUAAUUAUACUCUUUACCAUGAUCAAUGAUCUUCUCAAUGUUAUAUAGGAUUUUGUUACAUAGAUUUUUAUUCUUGUCUAUUUAUUUAACAUGGUUGAUUUUGUCUUAUUGUCAAUACAAGAAAACACAUUUUAAAUCUGAAUUUCCUGGUAUAUAAUGUAGAAUGAUUAAUUGGCUGGCAUUGUAGAUAUAAAAAAAGGUGCUCUUGGGUCUAGCAUUAGAAACAAUCAACAUUUCAGUUGUAUCAGAACAUUUGUUAAGACUGAGGUUCUUGAUAAAGACACUGGUGAGGCUAAAAAGCAGAUGCUGGCACAAGUAGCAUGGUCCUUAUGGAGUUAUCUCUCUGUGAUGACUGCUGGAGCUGGAAGCUGGGUCUCACCACCCUUAGGCAUCGGUUGAGUGGCCACUGAACUUUCUGGCAGCCUAGCUGUUCAUAUGUUGUACCUGCAGUGCACAAUGUUUGAUAUGUUUGAUUCAAUGUUUGAUAUGUUUAUUACAUGCAGGCUCGCUGCCUAGGUGUUCUCUUUGACUCCGACCUCUCCUUCAAGCCUCAUGUUCAAUCUAUUGCCAAAUCCUGUCAUUUCCAUCUCAAAAACAUUGCGCGCAUCCGCCCCUACUUAACGCCAGAUGCGACUAAGGUGUCCAUUCCACUGUCCUUUCUCGCCUUGACUACUGUAAUUCGCUUCUCAGUGGUCUUAUGUGCUCCCUACUAGCGCCGUUACAGUCCAUAAUGAAUGCAGCGGCGAGGCUCAUCUUCCUGUCUGCCUGCACCUCUCAUGCCUCACCCUUCUAUCAGUCCCUACAUUGGCUUCCUAUAAAAUAUAGAGCUCAAUUUAAAAUUCUGGUUCUUGCUUUCAAAUCUCUACAUAAUGCUGCUCCCACCUAUCUACCCUCUCUUAUACACAAGUAUGUCCCGUCUAGGCCCUUACGAUCUGCUGAAGACUUACGUCUAUCUUCUGUCCGUACUCCCACCUCUGAUGCUCGCCUUCAAGAUUUCUCGAGGGCUGCACCAUUCCUGUGGAAAUUGCUUCCUUCCUCCGUUAGAUGCUCACCCAGUCUCCACUCCUUCAAAAAAUCGUUAAAAACCCACUUCUUCAUAAAAGCGUAUCAAUUAAACUGUUAAUAGCUCCUGACUGAUUCCUCUUCUGCAACUGUCACUAGUCUAAUACUAUCCUUACCUUUUGUGUCAUUUUACCCCAUUCCCUCUAGCAUGUAAGCUCAUUGAGCAGGGCCCUCAACCCCUCUGUUCCUGUGUGUCCAACUUGUCUGGUUACAACUACAUGUCUGUUCGUCAACCCAUUGUAAAGCGCUGCGGAAUUUGACGGCGCUAUAUAAAUAACAUAAUAAUAAUAAUAAUAAUUCUUUCUUUUCUUUUGUGCUCAUAUACACCAUUUACUAUGGUCUGUGUCACUGACCAGUGGUAAUUACCUCUUGAUGUUUCUUGCAGUUCUUUAGUAUUGCACAUUCUCCUAUUCUCUGACUACUCAACCUGAACUGUGUUCCUGUCUAUUUUCUAAUACUAUAAAAAGUAGGCAGAUUUUGCUAGAAAUUAUUUCCUCUCUAUGUUUACCAAGCCUAUGUGAUGUUUGUUAUGACUCCAUUUUCUCUGUCAUGUAUCUUUUUUCAUGCCUCAAUAAAACAGAGAAUUAUAUAAGUUCAUUGGUGGCUUUGUGGUUGUUCUAAUAAUUUGUGCUCCCAACCGCCAUUCGGAUCCUUCAUCUCAAUUCAUUCCCUCUUCUUCAGCUGUAAGAAAUCCCCAAUUACAUCUCUGACUCCUGCCUGAACCAUUUUGAACAUAUGAAAAUGUGUAUCAAACACGUUACUGCCACUUACAUCUCCUCCAAUGCUGGAUAUGCAUUCCACUGACUUCAGUUAUCUGCAUUUCACAGACGUCAGUGUAUGCAUCACGUCAAUGUCCGCAAUUUAGAUACUGGAGAAG
Molecule: messenger RNA, 34849 nt
Organism: Pelobates cultripes (western spadefoot toad)
Lineage: Eukaryota; Metazoa; Chordata; Amphibia; Anura; Pelobatidae
Source: the annotation of a GenBank genome assembly